Messenger RNA from Cicer arietinum (chickpea), 1635 nucleotides. NCBI's taxonomy places the organism in Eukaryota, Viridiplantae, Streptophyta, Magnoliopsida, Fabales, Fabaceae. The record is from RefSeq and is a predicted model, not a curated record.
UGCAGUGUAGUUUAUAGAAAUGAGUUAACUAGCAAUUCCAGAUGUUAAGCUCAGAAAUGGUCCCUCGUCUUGCAAUAACUAAAACUAAUCCUUCACAUUUUCAAUGCUUAUAAAAACACCGAACCACUUCCACCCGAUCAUUUUAGCUUCUGAGAUAGCAUACACGCGCGAUUCAAAAUUACCCGUAAUAACUAGGUUUAGUGCAAGGUGCUUGAACAAGGACAUGGGUGUAGAUGAUAGUUUGCUUGCUAAGGAUAGAAAACGUGCCAAUUUUCGAUUAUGCAGCUUGUCAAGUUACACCUCUGAAAUACUGGAGAUACAAGCUGAUGCUCCAAGUUUGCAUGUUCUGUUUGUUCCCGGAAAUCCAGGUGUUGUUUUAUUCUACAAGGACUUUGUGGAAUUUCUAUAUGAGCUUCUUGGGGGAACUGCAUCUAUCACAGCUAUUGGCCAUGUCUCUCACUCACGAAAGGAUUGGGAGCAUGGAAGAUUGUUCUCUUUAGAAGAGCAAAUCGAUCAUAAGAUUGAUUUUAUCAGAGAGGAACUGCAAAAUAUCAAGAUUCCUAUAAUACUGGUUGGGCACUCUAUUGGUUCAUACAUAUCUAUUGAAAUGUUCAAGAAGUCUCUAGAGAAGGUGAAAUACUGCGUUGGACUUUAUCCAUUUUUAACAUUAAACCCAAACUCAACAGCACAGUUAAUUAUUGCAAAAAUUGCACAAUCACAAAUUCUAGCUGCUGCUGCUAGCUACUUAAUAGCAUCGUUAGGAUUGUUACCAGUCAAGACUUUGAGGUUUAUUGUCAGAAAAUCCCUUGGGAAGUCAUGGUCUGCCAAUGCAGUUGAGGCUGCAUGCUCUCACUUGUCACAGUACCAUACCAUGCGAAAUGUCCUCUAUAUGGCCUUGACUGAAUUCAAAAAGUUAGCAGAGACACCAGAUUGGGCAUUUUUAAGAGAAAGGAAGGAUCAGUGUGCAUUUUUAUUUGGUGUUGACGAUCACUGGGGCCCGCUUCAAAUGCUUGAAGAGAUCUCAAAGCAGGUUCCAGGUAUUGCCUUGUCAAUUGAACGGGAAAACCACACCCAUGGUUUCUGUUGCACUGAGCCUGGUUCAUUAUGGGUGGCUCAGCAUGUGGCAAACUUAAUUAAGAAUCAGAUGGCUUGUACAAACCAAUGAGAUCUGGCUCUUUGGCUAAUGGCUUGAAUAAUUACAAUAAGCAGAAGUACCAAUGGUACCCAGAAAAGAAGAGAAGGGUUCAGAUGAGAAGAAAAUAAUUCACACAUUCAACAUAAUAAUUUUUAUUCCUCCCUCUGAUUCUUAUGCUCCUUCUCAGUGCACAUAAUCCUUCAGCCUCGAUUUUAUUAUGUGCUUACUCUCCUUCCUAUGAUUCCCGGAUCAAUAACCAUAUUGCUGCUUGAUGCAUUUUGCCUACUACACGUGGCUCUUUCAGUGUUUGGGGUCAUUAUAUGCCUAUAGGCUGUUUUCAAUAUAUUUUCAUAAGCUCCUUAGAUUAACUUAUAGAAACAACUUACACAAAAGUUAUGUAUUGUAAAGUCUACCCUCAUUUUCUAGUUGAUUCUAAAAGCUGCCAUAUACAUAAACUCUUAUAUAAGCGCUCAUUGAAAAGCGCUUAAUUAAGUUUUUUA